GCCCUCCCUCCUUCCCUUCAUCCGACCUCCCGCGGCCAUGGAGCUGCCUGAGAGCCAGUGCAAGAAAGCGAAGCUGAGCAACAGGGUGCCGAACUGGGUGAGCGGGCGGGCAGGUGGGCGUGCGGAGGAGUGGGGAGGGGAGAGGAGGAGAGGAGGGAGACGUGGCCAAGGCUCCGAGGCGAUGUGGCGGCCAGGCUGGGGGCUGCCGUGCCCCGCAGCGGGAGGGAUGGGGAGAGCCGCGCGCGAGCCGGACCGUUACCAGAGCGGCCGCGCGCUCCCUCAGGCGGCAUCGCCGCGGUCUCCCCCCUGGAGAGCACCGUCCUGCCCCGGGGAGCCCGGGCUGCCUCUGUGGAGGGGCUGGGGGUUUCGUCCCCGCCGCCUUCUCCGCCAGCACUCUUCUUCCAGCGAUGUGGCAAAAGGCAGAGUUAAGAAGGCGAUGCACAAUGGAAUGCAGAGGGCAACCAAUGUUACCUACCAAGCUCAUCAUGUCAGCCGAAAUAAGAGAGGCCAAGUGGUAGGAACAAGAAGUGGUUUCCGUGGAUGCACAGUCUGGUUAACAGGUCUAUCUGGUGCUGGGAAGACCACAGUUAGCAUGGCCCUGGAGGAGUAUUUAGUAUGCCAUGGCAUUCCAUGCUACACGUUGGAUGGUGACAAUAUUCGCCAAGGCCUUAAUAAGAAUCUGGGUUUCACUCCAGAAGAUAGAGAAGAAAACGUCCGUCGGAUUGCUGAGGUUGCUAAACUGUUUGCAGAUGCUGGUUUGGUGUGCAUCACUAGUUUCAUCUCUCCUUAUGCUCAGGAUCGUAAUAAUGCUAGACGAAUUCAUGAAGGGGCCAGCUUGCCUUUUUUUGAAGUAUUUGUGGAUGCUCCUUUGCAUGUCUGUGAACAAAGAGAUGUUAAGGGACUGUAUAAGAAAGCCAGAGCUGGAGAAAUUAAAGGCUUUACUGGGAUUGACUCUGAGUAUGAAAAACCAGAAGCCCCAGAGCUUGUGCUGAAAACUGAUUCCUGUGAUGUGAACGAUUGUGUACAACAAGUUGUGGAACUUCUUCAAGAGAGGGACAUCGUACCAGUAGAUGCCUCGUAUGAGGUGAAAGAGCUUUAUGUGCCAGAAAACAAACUGAAGUUGGCUAAAACUGAUGCUGAGUCUCUGUUAACCUUGGAAAUAAAUAAGGUGGAUAUGCAGUGGGUGCAAGUGUUGGCAGAAGGCUGGGCAACACCUCUGAGUGGCUUUAUGAGAGAGAGAGAAUACCUGCAGUGCCUUCACUUUGACUGUCUCCUUGAUGGGGGAGUCAUUAAUCUUUCAGUGCCUAUAGUGCUAACAGCUACACAGGAAGACAAGGAAAGACUGGAUGGUUGUACAGCAAUUGCAUUAGUGUACGAGGGUCGCCGUGUGGCCAUUCUCCGUAAUCCAGAAUUCUAUGAGCAUAGGAAAGAGGAACGCUGUGCGAGGCAGUGGGGAACAACAUGCAAGGAUCAUCCUUACAUAAAGAUGGUUAUGGAGCAAGGGAACUGGCUUGUAGGUGGAGAUCUACAGGUCCUUGAUCGUAUUUAUUGGAAUGAUGGACUUGAUCAGUACCGUCUCACUCCAGCUGAACUAAGACAGAAGUUCAAGGAAAUGAAUGCUGAUGCUGUCUUUGCAUUCCAGUUACGCAACCCAGUGCACAAUGGGCACGCACUUUUAAUGCAGGAUACUCAUAAGCAGCUUUUGGAACGUGGCUACAGGCGUCCAGUUUUGCUCUUGCAUCCACUUGGAGGCUGGACAAAGGAGGACGACGUUCCUCUCAUGUGGCGCAUGAAACAGCAUGCUGCAGUACUGGAGGAGGGAGUCUUGAAUCCAGAAACAACGGUAGUGGCUAUAUUCCCCUCCCCCAUGAUGUAUGCUGGACCAACGGAGGUUCAGUGGCACUGCAGAUCACGGAUGGUUGCAGGUGCUAACUUCUACAUUGUGGGGCGAGAUCCUGCAGGGAUGCCGCACCCUGGUACUGGGAAAGAUCUGUAUGAACCAACCCAUGGUGCCAAAGUGUUGACAAUGGCCCCAGGCCUCCGAGCACUGGAAAUUGUACCUUUCAGGGUUGCGGCUUAUAACAAGAAAAAGAAGUCCAUGGACUACUAUGACUCUGAGCACCAUGAAGACUUUGAAUUUAUAUCGGGGACCCGCAUGCGCAAGCUGGCUCGAGAAGGACAAAACCCACCGGAAGGCUUCAUGGCUCCUAAGGCUUGGACUGUGCUGACAGAAUACUACAAAUCCUUGGAGAAGGCUUAGGCCUCUUAUUAACUGCAGAUCAACCUUUGACGCCUGAUUUAUUUACGAGAAGGGGACCACACAGUCACCGUUCAUGUUGCUUUGUUGUGGUGUCUGUCAGGAAGUUCUUCUCUGAAAACAGACUCUUUCUCUCUAACUUAGCAUCAUUCUUUGCCUGUCCUUAUGGGUUCUAUUAUGUCCUGGCACCUAACUAGCUGCUGUUUUUAAUGUCUUUUCUUUUAUUACAGUUAAUAUUCUUACAGUGGGUUUUUUAACUCUUUUUUUUUUUAUUAUUAUUUUACUGCCUCUGUCCUCUGAGUUCUGCAGCUGUUAAAUAGAUGCAGCUUUUUUCAUAUUAUUUAAACUGCUGGAUAUUUUCUGGUUUUACUAGUUCGUAGGAGAAAAUGUAAUAGUUAGACUCUUAACUAUGGAUAGAUGCUCUAUAAAUGAAAAAGUAAGUAAGUUUUAAAACUACUGUAAAAGUGUACUCUAUCUUAUUCUCAUCAGCAUCUCCAGAAGCAUUUAACAUUUACUUUUCAGUAUACGUAAUCAAAAAGCAGAGUUCUUUAUGCAGCAUAAUUAACUUCAUUUGCUUUCUUUGUUUAGUUUUGGAGUUCUUGGAGCUCUGUCCGGUAGUUUUCUUUUAUUGUGGACCUGUAAAGAUGACCAAGUAAUGAAUAAAAGAUAAUACUUAAUUUUCUCUUAAUAAACUAAGAUAUUUAUUUUAA
Messenger RNA from Gallus gallus (chicken), 2967 nucleotides. It is a transcript of the gene PAPSS1, whose product is annotated as 3'-phosphoadenosine 5'-phosphosulfate synthase 1. Gene Ontology annotation, biological process: sulfate assimilation; 3'-phosphoadenosine 5'-phosphosulfate biosynthetic process. The transcript has 12 exons. Gene Ontology annotation, molecular function: adenylylsulfate kinase activity; ATP binding; sulfate adenylyltransferase (ATP) activity. The record is from RefSeq and is a predicted model, not a curated record. The coding region runs from base 38 to 2260 and encodes 740 amino acids. NCBI's taxonomy places the organism in Eukaryota, Metazoa, Chordata, Aves, Galliformes, Phasianidae.